CAAAGGCUCAAACGUGAGGGUAGGGCUGGUAAUUCCCCGAGCUGCCAAAACCCUCUCCGAGAUCGCAGCAUCAUCCACCCUCCGGUCCUCGAGAGCCCAAUCUAAUCAAUCCAUUCCACGCGCGCGACCGAGCUCGCCUCCCAUGUCGACGCUCCUGCGCGCCUCCCCCUUCCUCCUCCUCACCCCUCGCCUCGCUCGCCUCGCCCUCGUCCUCCCCAAACCCUACCGAAUCUUCUCUUCCCCUUCCAGAACUUUCUCCUCCGCCGCCGCCGCCGCCUCUUCUUCUUCUUCCUCAUCUCCGGUCUCUGCUCCUCCGCCGUCGUCGCCGCCGCCGCCGCCGCCUCUCGAAACCCUAACUUCCGACGCAAAGCCCGAGCAGCAAGGGCUCAAAUCACCGCUGCAAUGGAUCGCCCGAACGGCCUUCUGCGGCGAGCUAGGCGCCGGCGACGUCGGCCGCCGCGUCUGCCUCUGCGGGUGGGUCGCUCUCCACCGCGUCCACGGCGGGCUCACCUUCCUUAACCUUAGGGACAAGUCCGGGAUCGUCCAGAUUACGACGCUUCCUGACGAGUAUCCGGAUGCGCACUCCGUUGUGAACAAGCUGAGGGUGGAGUACGUGGUUGCGGUGGAGGGGGUCGUGAGGUCUCGGCCGAGUGAGAGUGUAAACCCGAAAAUGAAGACUGGGGCUGUGGAGGUUGCUGCAGAGCAUGUUAUAGUGUUGAAUUCUGUAAAUUGUCCACUGCCCUUUCCUGUUACAACAGCAGAAGAUGUCAAAGACAUCAUAACAGAAGAGAUUCGUUUGAGAUUUCGAGUACUUGACCUGCGGCGGCAGCAGAUGCAAUCAAAUCUAAGGCUGCGUCAUAGGGUGGUUAAGCUCAUACGGCGGUACUUAGAGGAUAAAUAUGAUUUUGUGGAGAUUGAGACUCCAAUAUUAUCUAGAUCGACACCGGAAGGCGCUCGCGACUAUCUUGUGCCGUCACGAGUUCAGCCAGGAACAUUUUAUGCUUUACCUCAAAGCCCGCAAUUGUUCAAGCAAAUGUUGAUGGUCUCUGGAUUUGAGAAAUAUUAUCAGAUUGCAAGGUGCUUUCGAGAUGAAGAUUUGAGAGCCGAUAGGCAGCCAGAGUUUACACAAUUGGAUAUGGAAUUGGCUUUUACACCAUUGGAAGACAUGCUGAGACUUAAUGAGGACUUAAUGAGACAUAUCUUUCAAGAGAUAAUAGGCGUUGAGCUUCCCAAUCCCUUUCCGAGGCUCACUUAUGCUGAAGCAAUGGAUCGUUAUGGAACAGAUAGGCCAGAUCUUCGAUUUGAUUUAGAAUUGAAAGAUGUCAGUGAUAUUUUUCGUAGAUGCAGCUUCAAGGUUUUUGCUGAUUCAUUAGAAAAAGGUGGAAUAAUUAAAGCCUUAUGCGUGUCUUCUGGUGCCCAAAGAUUUUCAAACACUGCCCUGAAGAAGGGCGACAUAUACAAUGAAGCAAUUAAAGCUGGAGCUAAGGGUUUGCCUUUUCUAAAGGUGUUGGAUAAUGGGGAGCUCGAGGGCAUUCCAUCUCUGAUUUCGAGUCUGGAACCUGGAAAGAAAGAGCAACUGCUGAAGCUUCUCGCUGCUAAUUCUGGCGACCUUAUAUUAUUUGCACUAGGUCAUCAUGCAACGGUUAACAAAGCUCUUGAUAGACUCAGAUUAUUUAUUGCCCAUGAAUUGGGGUUGAUAAACCAUUCAUCGCAUUCAAUUCUCUGGGUGACUGACUUCCCAAUGUUUGAAUGGAAUGAUUCUGAGCAGCGAUACGAGGCCCUUCACCAUCCUUUUACCGCACCAAAUCCUGAAGACUUGAAUGACCUCGCUUCAGCUCGUGCUUUGGCUUAUGAUAUGAUCUACAAUGGUGUUGAGAUUGGUGGAGGGAGUUUGAGAAUUUAUAAGCGUGCGGUACAAGAAAAGAUUUUGGAAAUUGUUGGCAUCUCCCCUAAGCAGGCUGAAGAGAAAUUUGGCUAUCUUUUGGAGUGUUUUGAUAUGGGAGCUCCUCCUCAUGGUGGAAUUGCCUAUGGCUUGGAUCGGCUUGUGAUGCUUUUGGCGGGUGCGAAUUCAAUCCGAGAUGUGAUAGCAUUUCCAAAAACCACAACUGCUCAAUGCGCCCUAACCAAGGCUCCGUCUCCGGUUGACUCUCACCAAUUGAAGGAACUUUCUUUCCCCACUUCGUCAAGCCUUUCACAAUAAGGAAUAUUUCAUGUAAGAUUUUACAGGGGUAUCUUCAUAUGAAAACAUAUCUUAGUGCGUGUUUGGCCCCGGCUUUCGCGGCUGAGCUCUAUUGCACUGAAGUGCAAGUGAGCGCAACCACUGUACUCUGAUGUAGCAACAGAAAUUGCGGCUUGGAGCAGCACAGAGUCCAUUUGAGGUGAGACCCAUACUCCAAUACUCCAAUAAUGGAUGCAUCUCAAGAUUGUUGUUACUAUAUUGUCCAAUUUUGGAAAGGUAGGUGAAUAGUUCGCAAAUUUUUUAUUGUCCAAAUUUUUCUCCGAGUUAUUGUCACCAUGGUUUUUUCUUUUUUCUUC
Molecule: messenger RNA, 2535 nt
Organism: Ananas comosus (pineapple)
Lineage: Eukaryota; Viridiplantae; Streptophyta; Magnoliopsida; Poales; Bromeliaceae
Product: aspartate--tRNA ligase, chloroplastic/mitochondrial
Exons: 16
Coding region: 143-2200 (685 amino acids)
Biological process (GO): aspartyl-tRNA aminoacylation
Cellular component (GO): cytoplasm
Molecular function (GO): aspartate-tRNA ligase activity; ATP binding; nucleic acid binding
Source: RefSeq, a predicted model, not a curated record